Lasiosphaeria miniovina is the source of this 633-nucleotide messenger RNA. RefSeq lists its product as uncharacterized. The record is from RefSeq and is a predicted model, not a curated record. NCBI's taxonomy places the organism in Eukaryota, Fungi, Ascomycota, Sordariomycetes, Sordariales, Lasiosphaeriaceae. The transcript has a single exon. The coding region runs from base 187 to 519 and encodes 110 amino acids.
GUCAAAACAGAGCCCGCAGCCAAGGUAGGAAAAGCCAACAAGAAAGCCCCGACCGCCGCCGCUGCCGCCGCCGCCGCUGCCGUGCCCACAGUAACGUUCCCACUGCGGGAACUGGCGACGGUGGCGCCCCUGGGGGGGCGGCGGUGGAGCAUCCUGGCGUUCGAGGAGAGCUCUGUGCGGGGCAUCAUGAGCGCGGUGCAGCGCAGCGAGGCGUUCAACCAGCAGCCGCAACGCAGCGAAGACAAUGCGCUGGAGCUGACACUCACCGUGGAGCCGGAGCGGGCCGAGGAGCUGGUGCGGCGGGCCAAGGAGACGUGCCAGGCGUGGCGCGACCAGGUGCGCGACGAGUCGCACCGCCGCGAGGCCGUGCACAAGAAGUGGCGCGCCGACCGCCUGAUCCUCAGCGACGACCACCACAAGCUGCGCGAGAAGGUCCAGAAGCUGCAGGACGACCGCAUGAAGGUCAUUGCCCAGAAGGAGAAGGAGAUUCUGCAGUUCAUUGCCAACAAGGCGGGCUGAGCGUGAAAGGCAGUUCUGUGUGUCCGUUGUCAUGUAUAAAUUACCUCCCUGUCUACAGUACAAGUCGUACCAGUGAGACAAGGUCCAUAUAAAAACCAAAGAAACCAAUAACGG